AUGUCCAAUCCAGAAACCAGAGGUGGGCUCACCAAGGUCAUGAUAGAGAAAGCGUUAUGGAACUGCUGCGUCUCCCUUUCAUUGAACGAAAUAAUGCCAAAUCUCUAUCUCGGCGGCUAUCUGGCAGCCUCAAACAUCGACUCCCUCCGCUCCACCGACAUAACCUUCGUGCUCACAAUAAUGAGCUCCGACCUGUCAGCCCCAACUCUCCAAGAGCAUUUAGAGCUGGGCAUCGUGACGGCGCGAUUCAACAAAGAUGACAAACCGGCCGAAGAUCUUCUCUCCAUUUUUGGCUCAACGUGCGAUCUGAUUGAGGAGAAGAGGGCGGAGGGAAAGAAGGUACUCGUACAUUGCAGGAUGGGGAUUAGUCGAAGUGUAACUUUGGUGAUGGCUUAUAUAAUGCGGGCGUGGGGCGUGGGAUUCCCUGAAGCGCAGCUCUUCGUAAAAGGGAAGAGACCGAUGGCGAGCCCAAAUCGCGGCUUUUGUGAACAGCUUAGGGUGUGGCACGCGUGCGAGUAUGGUGUUGAACAGAUCGUAGAGGGAGAGAGGCGAGACAAGGAGCCGUAUGCAGAGUGGAAGAGAAGCAAGGGUAUUGUAGCCGCGGAGGGAUCAUAA
Letharia columbiana is the source of this 615-nucleotide messenger RNA. RefSeq lists its product as uncharacterized. Gene Ontology annotation, biological process: negative regulation of MAPK cascade; protein dephosphorylation. NCBI's taxonomy places the organism in Eukaryota, Fungi, Ascomycota, Lecanoromycetes, Lecanorales, Parmeliaceae. Gene Ontology annotation, cellular component: cytoplasm. Bases 1 to 615 code for a protein of 204 amino acids. The transcript has 3 exons. Gene Ontology annotation, molecular function: protein tyrosine/threonine phosphatase activity; MAP kinase tyrosine/serine/threonine phosphatase activity. The record is from RefSeq and is a predicted model, not a curated record.